Molecule: messenger RNA, 942 nt
Organism: Drechmeria coniospora
Lineage: Eukaryota; Fungi; Ascomycota; Sordariomycetes; Hypocreales; Ophiocordycipitaceae
Product: 4-nitrophenylphosphatase
Exons: 2
Coding region: 1-942 (313 amino acids)
Molecular function (GO): alkaline phosphatase activity; phosphoglycolate phosphatase activity
Source: RefSeq, a predicted model, not a curated record
AUGGCCUCUAUCCCAAGGCAUCUUACCGGCGACAAGGCUGCCACAAAUGAAUUCAUUGACAAGUUCGACCCCGCCUUUCCCGAAUGCGAUGGCAAGACUCACUCGCUCAAAGGCGUCUUAUGGUCAGGCGACCACGUAUUCGACGGCGUUCCCGAGACCAUCAAGCUGCUUCGCUCGAGGGGCAAACGCACCGUCUUCGUGACCAACAACUCGACCAAGUCGCGGGCCGAUUACGUCAAGAAGCUGCACGGGGCCGGCAUCCCGUGCGACGUAGAUGACAUUUUCGGCUCCGCCUACUCCUCGGCCGUCUACAUCGCUCGCAUCCUCAAGCUGCCUCGUGGAAAGAACAAGGUCUUCGUCAUCGGCGAGGCUGGCAUCGAGCAGGAGCUCGCGUCCGAAGGCGUGCCCUACAUCGGUGGCACCGACCCAAACCUGCGCAGGGACAUCACGCCGGCCGACUUUCAGGGCAUCGCGGAUGGGUCCCUGAUGGACCCGGAGGUCGGCGCCGUCCUGUGCGGCCUCGACUUUCACAUCAACUAUCUCAAGCUCGCGCACGGGCUGCACUACCUGCGCCGCGGUGCCAUCUUUCUCGCGACAAACAUCGAUUCCACGCUGCCGAUGCAUCACAACAUCUUCCUCGGCGCUGGCUCCGUCAUGAUCCCGGUCGCGAACGCCUCAGGCCAGAAGCCGCUCGAGCUAGGGAAGCCAAGCCAGGCGAUGAUGGAUGCCAUCGAGGGCAGAUUCCAGCUGGACAGGUCGAAAACCUGCAUGGUCGGGGACAGGCUCAACACCGACAUCAAGUUUGGCGUUGACGGCAUGCUGGGGGGUACGCUUCAUGUCGAGACCGGAGUGGACAAGCGGGAGGAUUGGCAAAAGGAAGACGCCAUCGCCGUACCUUUGUACUAUGUCGACAAACUAAGCGACCUUUACGAUGCCGCAUGA